Messenger RNA from Didymosphaeria variabile, 963 nucleotides. RefSeq lists its product as uncharacterized. Bases 1 to 963 code for a protein of 320 amino acids. The record is from RefSeq and is a predicted model, not a curated record. The transcript has a single exon. Lineage: Eukaryota; Fungi; Ascomycota; Dothideomycetes; Pleosporales; Didymosphaeriaceae.
AUGGCCACUGCUGAGGCAUCUAUCACUGGAUUUUCUUCACCGACUACAACGCCGUCAGCACCAAUGGAAGGAAUGCCAGAAGCGUUGUCACCAGCGCAACAAGAAGCCCAACACAUCCUCCAACACAUGCUCCAAAAGUUGCAACAUCCCCAAUCCAAAUAUCACGCUCGGUACGCCAAAUGGAUAGAAAGAAAUCCAAACCUAGCCUCCUUCUGCCUCACCACCGUCCGUCCCCCCGUCUGGAACGCCCUCGAGCAGGGCCUAUCAUUCGAGAACACCAAAGCCAUAGCCGGGGACUUCACCUGGCUCGGCCGGGGCGUCUAUUUCGACGUCGUAAAAGGAGACAAGGAGCGCGUCUACGUAGGCCAGUCGUCAAACCUCCGAUUACGCAUCUCUCAGCACCAGAAGUUUAGGUAUAGACGGGAUCACGCGUCGCUGCAUUAUCACGCGCUGCAUGCAAGCGACGACAACGCGUACGGCGUGCUGUGCGUCUUGCCGUCAAGUAAUAUGGGGGGGCAUAGAUUGCCGGGUAUGGAUAGAGAGGCGCUGUUGCUGAAUGUGCUGGAGAUGUGGAUGGGUCUUGUUUUCCGGUGUUUACCUGCGAAGACGCUGGAGGAGUGGAUUCCCUCUUCUUUUUCUAGAUCGUCAGGGCUGGGGGCGCUGAAUAUACAGUGUCCGCUGGAAAACUACGACGGCGCGAGGAGGGAGAUGGUGGAUUUGAGUGGGUCUGAGGAUUUGCUUGUGAGGGAGUGGGGGGAGAUGAAGAGGGCGGAGUGGAAGGAGAAGGUGAAGAAGGAGCUGGACCUUGUGGAUAGAGAGGAGGAGACGGGAGUAGUGGUGGAAGAGAAGACGAGGAAUAUAGCUGUAACGGAGAGAGCACCGCCUUGGAUGUUUGGCGUCAGUGGAGCGAUCGGUGGAGCGGCGAUGAUGUGGCUGUAUAUGAGUCGCGCUAAAGGGAGGUGA